AUGAGGCAUUUGGACUUAAUCAUCGAUCCGGACAAACCGGAACUGUUUCGGAAGGAAAAACGGAAACAAGUGGAGCAUUUUCUCAGGACGUACCUGAAAGUUGACGGUGUCCUGGUCCUGCGAAUGAUCGCUUUACACGCCGGUGUGAUGUUCUGCACGGAGAUCACGGACGCGCUAUGGAAGCGCUAUUUGUCUCAGCACCCAGAGAAUCUUAUUGACGAAGACUCAAGUCUGCUCACCUUUGCGAGAGCACAGUCAAUUCGUCGAAAACGGCACGACAGCAGUGGCAGUCAAGAGGGUCAGAAUCAUCAACGACUUGGUCGAAUUCUCUCGCACAGAAGUACUGGCGGUAGCUUUCGUCUGAAUCGUACAGGAUCGACGAAUCGAUCGUUUACUGAUUCAAAAACGGCGACGUCUCCUGCUCCCAGUACGACAAGCCAUUCUAAGGUUAAACCUCGCCGUACCGUCGUCACUAUAACGAGUCCGAGUACCGAAGUGACAGAGCCAAACGGUGGCGAUACAAUUCAAGAGGCUAGCAAACGUGAAGGUGUUCCGUUAGUCGUGUGA
Cooperia oncophora is the source of this 567-nucleotide messenger RNA. The record is from the annotation of a GenBank genome assembly. Lineage: Eukaryota; Metazoa; Nematoda; Chromadorea; Rhabditida; Trichostrongylidae.